UGUGUGUGUGUGCGAGCUCAUGUGUGCGUCUUUGUCUCUGGUGAUUAUAAGUAAGGCUCUUGGGAAACUCUAAAAUCCCCUCAGGAAUGUGUGUGUGUGUGUGUGUGUGUGUGUGUGUGUGUGUGUGGUGUAAAGAUUUAUCACCGAGUAGUUUUUGAAGGCACACAGAGAAGCGGGACUGUGCACUCAUGUAAGCGUGAGAUAAAAGCUCAGUGUGUCGUGCUCCAACACGAAACUAGUUCCUUUACACUCCCGUUAAUGAUUAAUGCCAGAGAUACAGAUCUACACACACACACACACACACACACACACACACACACACACACACACACAGAGCAGCACAUCACGAAGUGUUUUUUUCCUCUUACGCCACAGCAGUGUUUCAGCGAUGACCGUUGUUUUGAUUCUUUGACGUUAAAAAAAAAAAAAAAAAAAAAAUCAAAGAACGACUGCUCGUACUAUUGUAAAUUUUUUUAUCCGUUUACGGUUACAAUCCGGUGUUUUGAAACCGCAAGGCGUAACCUCCUCGGCCCUGAAGACGUCGGAAAACAUUCAAGUUCCAGCUCUGACACCGGAGACUCCUUCCGUCAUGAACGUCAGUUAAGCGCCUCCUUUCUAGAAAACUCGGUAUCGAGAUGCCGGCCACGAGAAGUCUCCGCGAACGCGCCGUCGCUAUAGAAACGAUAACGUGUUCGAACGAGCGCAUCGAUGCACAAACCUGCGCCGCUGUCAGAGCUGCUGUUGGGGAUGAGUAACCGAGACCUUCCGACCGAUCGGAAUCCCGAAUUAUUACCAUCACCGUAUGAGCGAUGUGUGAUUUAUACGGUCGGGAAGUUUCCCGUUCGGAUCGUCGUCGCCGCGAGCGAACCACGGGAUCUGACGGUGAUGAUUGAAGACGGAGGGAGGAGAGGAGGGACGAUGGCAGACAGGAAGCAGAUCUUCACGGAGAUGAAAGCGCAGAAUUUCGACUUGAUCCGGCUCUCUACGUAUCGCACAGCCUGCAAACUCCGCUUCGUCCAGAAGACGUGCAACCUGCACCUGGUGGACGUGUGGAACAUGAUCGAGGCGUUUCGGGACAACGGCCUGAACACGUUGGAGCACAGCACCGAGCUGAGCGUGUCCCGGCUGGAGACCAUCGUCUCGUCCAUCUACUACCAGCUCAACAAGCGUCUGCCCACCACCUACCAGAUCAACGUCCAGCAGAGCAUCAGCCUGCUGCUCAACUUCCUGCUGGCCGCACACGACAGCGAGGGCCAGGGGAGCGUGACGGUGUUUUCCGUCAAGGUCGUGCUGGCUAUACUGUGUGGAGGGAAGAUCGUGGAUAAACUCCGCUAUAUUUUCUCUCAGAUCUCCGACUCUAACGGAGCGAUGGCGCUCUCUAAGUUUGACCUCUUACUGAUUGAGGUGCUGAAACUGCCGUCCGCCGUGUUCGAGGGUCCGUCCUUCGGCUACACGCAACACCUCGCCCGCUCCUGCUUCCCACAACAGAAGAAGGUGAUGUUGAACACGUUUCUGGACACGAUGAUGGCUGAUCCUCCUCCUCAGUGUCUCGUUUGGUUUCCCCUCAUGCAUCGCCUCGCUAACGUGGAGAAUGUCUUCCACCCGGUCAGCUGUUCGUAUUGCCGCAGCGAGAGCAUGGUCGGUUUCCGGUACCGCUGCCAGCAGUGCUUUAGCUACCAGUUGUGUCAGACGUGCUUCUGGCGUGGCCAUGCCAGUGGAAACCAUAGCAACCAGCACCAAAUGAAGGAGCAUUCGUCCUGGAAAUCUCCUGCUAAGAAGUUGGGCCGUGCCAUUAGUAAAUCGUUUGGGUGUGUACCGAGUCGAGAACCCCCUCACCCCAUCUACCCUGAGGACCCGGAGAGAACACUCGACCUCUCAAACAUCGUUCCACCCCGUCCUGUUCCAAACAACCUGAUCGUCUCAGCACCGCCCCCUUCUGUAAGCCCCACCCCCAACCAAAGGGUGCAGAGUAUAGCUGCUGCUCAGCGUCUGAAUGAGGAACACGCAUUGAUUGCAGCUUAUGUGAACAAACUGCAAUCGAGCCCACGUGCUCUGGACAGUCCCAACCGAAUGGACGAGGAACACAAGCUAAUCGCUCGAUACACUGCUCGGUUAGCGUUGGACCCUAGCAACAAUGCUAGAUCUCCUCAGCUGGACUUUGACAGUAACAAGCAUAAGCGACAGCUCAUAGCAGAACUGGAAAACAAAAACAGGGAGAUCUUGCAGGAGAUCCAGCGGCUGCGUUUGGAGCACGAGCAGGCGUCCCAGCCCACUCCGGAGAAAGCUCAGCAGAACCCCACACUGCUGGCUGAACUGCGGCUGCUCAGGCAGAGGAAGGAUGAGCUGGAACAGAGGAUGUCUGCUCUGCAGGAGAGCAGGAGGGAGCUCAUGGUGCAGUUAGAGGGACUGAUGAAACUACUGAAGGAAGAGGAGCAGAAACAGGCCACCCAGGCAGCAGGCACUCCUCAAACCUCUCCCAGCCACGCCGCCACUCGUCCAAUCCCCAUGCCCGUUCGCUCCACAGGCUCCACGCCCACGCACACUGGCCACGCCCCCUCCCAUGUGCCUCAGGACUCUCUGGCCGGAGUGGGCGGAGACGUGCGCGAGGCUUUUGCUCACGGAGCACGCAGAAACCUGCGUAAUGAUCUUCUCGUGGCAGCUGACUCCAUCACCAACACCAUGUCCUCCUUAGUCAAGGAGCUGCACACUGAGGAAGACGGAGCGGAGGAAGACGAGAGACUGCGGAAUGGAAAAGACCGAGGUGCGGCGGUCGGACAGGUGAGAGCGAUCGCUCAGCAUACUCCACCCAGAGAAAUGAAGCGCUCCGUUCACACACCGCCGUCGUCAUGAGGAGGACGAUGAGGACGACGUAGGAAGAAGCACGACGACGAUCUAUUGGUCUCGCGUCAGCCAAUCAGAGAAGAGCUUCAGGAGCCACUGUUUAUAACUGAUUGUAAUUUUAGAAUGGAAGAUCCUGUUUUUAUAUAUAUAUAUAUAUAUAUAUUUUUUUUUUUCAGUUAAGUUUUGGAUUGGUUUUAUUUUUGUGAGGUUUUUUGUUUCCUUCCGAAUGGCUGUUUCAUGAAUAAGCUCAGUUUGGUUUUGCUGAUUGAUUUUGUUGAAAGCUAGAGAGAGGAGAAAACUAACUACUGAUCAGGCCCCCGGUUCGGACUGCGGACGAAGGGCGAGGAGACGUUUCCGAGUGACGGUUCGGAGAAAGUUUUGUUGUUCGGAGAAAGUAAAGGAAUGAAGGAGGAACGAGGGAUGAGUUUGGCGAAAGGAGAAAGGUAAUGAAGGUGACGUGACGAGUGAAUCGUGCAGGUGGCUGUUACGUGGUUCAGGAGAGGAUUUAUUGGCGUGUGUGCCGUGUUUAAGGAACGCGACGGAACCGCUUUGUGCUGUUAAUUUAUUUUAUUUUUGAUGUGUUUGUGAUUUUUAUUUAUUUUUCGUCGGACAGCUUUUAAGCUCUUGCAGGUGUACGUGUCGGAGGAGAGCUUCAUGAUGGUGAAUCUUUGGGCUCCAGGCAAAAAUGAAGCCUAGUUUCAGACUAAAUCCUUAUUAUUUUUUAUUAGUCUAGGACUAGACUUCGUCUGCGUUCCGCUCGGGAUCGAGCUGUUUCAGUGGGCAGCAUGUUAACAGGAAGUCAACACCGGUAGGCAUCAGCGUCACCGAUCGUGGUUAUCUUUACUUGAAAAUGGAUUCUGAUGUAGUGGCAGCUAAUUUUUUGGUGCUGAACACGACUAGACUACUCUUAGUGUGCUUUCACACGUGUUAAUCCGUUUGCAGAGUCUGAAUCCGAGCCGAAUUGAUUCUUUUGCUGUUUGGUUUGGUUUCACGCUUUCGUUUAAGUGUGAAAAACGUUGUCCGAGGGGCGUGUACGUAGGGCUGAAGAUGUCCUUUUUACCAAGUACCCAAGCAUGGAGAACACAGAGCCGGCGCCAAAUUAAUGACUGUAUUUCUUUUUUAUUUUUUUUAAUUUUUUUUUUUUAGAAAUAACCAGUUUAAAACGUUUCAGUGUUUAUUCUCUAUUUUUAUUUAUUCUUCGGUCCACAUGGUGUUUCUGCAAUGCUACAGAUCCGUCUCGGUUCGAAGCAUGUCUGAUUCACUUCAGGCAGAGAGUCGAUUCAGAGUCGAAUCGCUUUCUCUUUCUAAUUCACUUCAUGCAGUGAGUCGAAUCGUUUUCUCAAUAGCGUGAACCCACUGCAUUGAGUCGAAUCGCUUUCCCACGCGAGUUCACUCAACGCAGCGAGUCGAUUCAGAGUCGAAUCGCUCUCUCGCCCGAGUUCUCUUCCUGCAGUGAGUCUUCGCAUGCUCGAAAAAGCGAAGUCAUUUUCAGCAUCAAGCGUUUUUGGAGGAACUGUUUCGAAUUGCUGAAAUGUUGAAUAUGCCACCUUUAUCUACGUAGUACGCAUAAAUCCCACCUGCCUCGUGUUUUGGAACGCAGUGUUUGGAAAAUGAGCCCUUUGAAGCAUCUGAUCAUGGAUUCACUCCUUUUCGCUUGAGUUUGUGUAAAUAUGAAAAGUUAUAGAUGAUUUUAGUUUUAUAGAACUUAUUUUAGGUACAGACGUAAAGAAGGAGGACAACGGCUGAAUAUACAGUACGUAUACUGGGUCCUGAACGGGACCCGUACCCAUGAUGCCUCUGUUUGUAGUUUUCAUUUAAGCACUGUUUGUAGUUGCGCACACACACACACACACAAACACACAUUUUAUGUAUAUAAAAAAAUAUAUAUAUAUAAAAUAUAUAUUUUUAUAUAUAUAUAUCUGAGUUGCUGUGUUCUUUUUAUACAGGUGUGUGUGUGUGUGUGUGUGAGUACAUAAUGCUGGACUGUCACUAUAAUGAAGCUGCCUUUUAAUACCCGAAUCUCAAGUGGGAUUGUGGGAAAUAUUUAGUAUUUUUAGCCUUUACCUGUUUUUUUUUUGGAGGGGGGGGAUCAUCGCACAUAAUUCUGUCAAAAUGUCUUGUGGUGUUUCGUGUGUGUGUGUGUGUGUGUGUGUGUGUGUGUGUGUGUGUGUGUGUGUUCUAGGUUUAUAGGGUUUAUAAAAACAGCUGCACCUUUUUUUUUUUCUUUUUCUUUUUCUUUUCAGUAUAAUCUUGCUGUGUUUUCCACACACACACACACACACACACACACACGAGGACCUAAAGCUAACCUUAACCUCCGUAAUCAAAGCGGAAACUUAGGAGGUUUCUGUUCGUUUGUUUUAAAUAAAAAUGUCUUCACAAGGUCACACUUGUCAGGUAAUCCUGUACUUAUGGGGACAUUCAGUCCUCACUAAGAUAUAAUUCCGUGUAGGAGGUUGUCUCUUUGUCUUGCGAGCAUCCCCCCCUUGCAAUUGCCAAAAAAAAAAAUAAAAAAUCAGUUUCCGCUUUUCAUUUCUAAUACGGUUCGCAUGUUUGGCGUUCGAAGUCGUGUCUGUGUACAUCAAUAACCCUGCGUUCUGUGUUGGGUUUUUUUUUUUUUUAGUGUCAUACUUAAAAGUAGACGGUCUGUUUAAAUAUCAUCUUUUUAUUUACCUUUCCUUUACAUUUUUUUUUUUUUUUUUGGUUGCACAGAUUUAUUUUAAUCCGGAAACGAAAUCCCAACUCCAACUCUGGUUAAAAUGAAUCUGAUCCUCUGAAUCAAACGGAGAGGAAAAAGUGCCUCUGACGGAGAUUUAUAUUAUUAAACGGAAUGAUGAGUGAACGCAGUCGGGUUAAACGAAGGCCACUUUUAGUAACAGCUGUUCGAGAAUCCUCUUUCUUUUUUUUUCUUCUUCUUUUUUUUUUUUUUUUUUUUUACGCUUUAUUCACAUACUUUUCCUUUGUGUGGUUGUUAAAAGUGCACAGGUCCCUCGUGGUGUGCUUCAGACAGCGUGAAAAUAACUUUUAUUCUCUGAUCGGAGACCCAGACACUUUACUUCGGCGAGAGAAAUGACCUUUGUGAUAGUGGGGUGGAAAAUAAUAAAUAAUUUGUGCUGUUCUGUAAUUUUCGCCUCACGUUAUGAUUAAAAAAAAAAAAACAAGAAACCAAAAAAAAAAACAAAAA
Molecule: messenger RNA, 6025 nt
Organism: Ictalurus furcatus (blue catfish)
Lineage: Eukaryota; Metazoa; Chordata; Actinopteri; Siluriformes; Ictaluridae
Gene: dtnba
Product: dystrobrevin, beta a
Exons: 20
Coding region: 709-2850 (713 amino acids)
Biological process (GO): synaptic signaling
Cellular component (GO): plasma membrane; synapse
Molecular function (GO): zinc ion binding
Source: RefSeq, a predicted model, not a curated record